GCCGACGUAACCUAAUGUAUAAUGCUUAUCAAUACUGGUCAUCGCUUUGAUAUAGUCGCUUUUCACCACAGCAUAGGCUGCCCCAGGCCAUAGAUUUGAGCGAGCUACUUAAUAUCAAGGAUUCGCUCACCCUAUAUACUCCUGAGGAAGAUCUACAAUGAGCCUCCCCAGAGCAUUUUCCGAAGACCUGAACGCAGGGCUAAACAAGUGUCGGCAACAACGCUUAUACCUACAGACAUCCCCUUCACCAGACGGAUCCAGCGUGGUUGACUUCAGCUCAAACGACAGUCUUGCCCUCAGGUCGAGUGAAGCUCUUAGAAAAGAAUUUUUUCGCCAGCUUGGACAGAGACCAUUGUAUCUGGGGGCUGGGAGCAGUCGCGUUCUGGAUGGAUCGAGCAAACAAGUCAUGGAGCUGGAAGCGCGUCUGGCCGCUUAUCAUGGUGCAAAAGAUGGGUUACUCUUCAACUCCGGAUAUGAAGCCAACGUGGCUAUUUUUAGCAAUCUCCCCCAUCCCGGCGACGCAAUUGUAUACGAUAACUUGAUUCACGCAAGCAUCAUUGACGGUUCUCAGGCGAGUCAAGCGACUAUUGUUAGAUCAUUUAAGCAUAAUGACGUCCACUCGCUCCGCCAAGUGCUAGAAAAUAUCAAAGCCGAGUCGCUUGAUAUUGUCGAGGGUCGACGCACUGUCUUCGUUUCGUUUGAGUCGUUCUAUAGCAUGGACGGUGAUGUGGCGCCGAUACGUGACAUCUUGGAUAUCGUGAAACAGGCUCUCCCGGCGGGCAAUUUCGUCUUCAUUAUCGAUGAGGCUCAUUCAGUUGGGCUUAUUGGCCCUCAUGGAUCUGGACUUGCGGCUCACUUAGGGUUGGAGAAAGAAUUACAUAUCCAGAUGCAAUGCUAUACGAAGGCCCCUGGUGCAUCGUGCGGAAUCGUUCUUUGUGAUUCCCUUGUUAGGCAAUUCUUGGUCAACUACGCGCGUUCUUUGAUUUACUCGACCGGGCCUACUUUCCCGACAGUAGCUCUCCUUAAUGCCUCGAUUAACAUUCUCAAAAGCUCAGAGGGUGAUAGGCGUCGAGAACAACUACACAACAACAUAAAGCUCUUCUACGACACCAUUGCUAAGCAAACUCAAUGGGAAAUGGUCCAACACUCCGGUGUGUUGAGAAUACCCACCAUGAGGUCAUCAGAUGUAGUUCGAUAUAACGUACCGAUCGUUCCAUUGGUAACGGCAGUUGGUCUAUGCCAUAAUCUGCAAGCAUGGCUUCUUCGAUGUGGAUAUCGCACCUAUGCGUUUACCUUUCCCGUUGUUCCGAGGACCAAGGAGCGCGUGCGGUUAAUGCUGAAUGCUGAACAUACACCAGAGCAGAUUUUCAACGCUGUACAGGCCCUAAUGGUAUGGGCAGAGAGGCAUCUUUUAUUCAAUAAAGGGUCUCGUUUGUGAGGUGUCAAGUAAAUCAGGGAAGACACGUAGAAGUUUUACUACAGGGAAAUGCUUCUAC
Aspergillus alliaceus is the source of this 1496-nucleotide messenger RNA. Its product is annotated as aminotransferase class I/II-fold pyridoxal phosphate-dependent enzyme. Bases 158 to 1438 code for a protein of 426 amino acids. Gene Ontology annotation, biological process: biosynthetic process. The record is from RefSeq and is a predicted model, not a curated record. Lineage: Eukaryota; Fungi; Ascomycota; Eurotiomycetes; Eurotiales; Aspergillaceae. The transcript has 3 exons. Gene Ontology annotation, molecular function: pyridoxal phosphate binding.